Molecule: messenger RNA, 3112 nt
Organism: Amoebophrya sp. A120
Lineage: Eukaryota; Dinophyceae; Syndiniales; Amoebophryaceae
Source: the annotation of a GenBank genome assembly
AGUUCCCGCAAACCUGUAGUAACACCAUAGUCCUCGUCCAGCAAUUCUGUUCCAGACGACAUCGUUUGUGGAGAAAACUGCUCUUUCAUCUGCGUAGCUGUCUACACCUACAACAUUUACAUUUACAUCACGAUCGCUUGUUUGAGCAUCAUCAUUUAAUAAGUCUGUGUACAUCUACAUCUGCGACGCCCAAGAUUUUCAUUUUUCCUGCACUAAAGGUACAAACUUGCUAAGACCAUGCCGACCGGUUCCGGCGCGCAGGCUGGUCUCCCGUGGGCGCCUGAGGUCGGCGCCGCCAUUUUUCGCACCAUGGACGAGAAUCACGACGGCAAGUUGACGGGCUCCGAGCUUGAGAACGCGUGCGAAAUUCUGGGCAUCGAUUUGGAGGAACUCCAGACCGGGAAGACGUACCAGGGCAAGCCGAGUGAGUUGAAGGGGUUCGUGAAAAACUACUAUGGCCCGAACGCGGAGAUCCUGGAGGGUGAAUUCCUUUCCUUCACAGAACACUUGUAUCUAUCCUGUGCAAAAGUAUCGUACUAGUAUAAAUUGCAUUACAAAUUCACUUAGCAUUACAAAUUAAAUUUGUAAUGCGGAUUCGCCUUAAUAAAGAGAUUUGUAAUGCAUAAACGCAAUUAGUACGAGUACGAUACUUUUGCAAUGCAUAGUAUCACGAAGGCGCCAUCACGUACGAAAACUUGUUCGAGAUGCUAUCCUAUGAAUUGCAAAUAUGUCUGGGUCUGGAACAUUCUAAACUUGUGAUGCUGUGUCUGGAUUCUAAAAAAAUUUGUAUUGCAUGGCCAGCAAGAGGACUCCACUUUGUGCUACGCGGAGAGGGCGUUUCUGAUGCGGUAGAGGUAUCACAAAGCAAUCGAAAAAUCUGUGAUGCUACGGCAUGCCUCACAGACAUCGCGGGUCAUGGAAAAUAUGCAUGACAAAUCUAGAAAUCUUCCAGACCCAGACAUUUUUGCAUUUGAUAUCUCCGGAGUCGGCGGGGUGGCGUUGGAGCCCUGGGAAAUCGCGGAACUGAACGAGGCGAUGGACCUUAUUGACGAGGACGGAAAUGUAUGCACUGCAAAAGUAUCGUACUACUAGUCGUAUUAGUAUAAAUUGCAUGACAUAUUUUGGCAAGAAGGAAAGUGGAAUUUGUAAUGCUGUUUUGCCCUAGGAAACAUAUUUGCCAUGCAUAUUUGCAAUUAGUACGAGUGCGAUACUUUUGCACAGGAUAAAAUGGCGAGGUGAACGGCGAGGCCGAGUUGAAGAAACUGAUGUACUACGCGGGACAGAGCGAGGCUCUCGCCUAUCCUGUGCAAAAGUAUCGUAUUCGUAUAAAUGCAAGUCUUGCAUUACAAAUCUUGCUCUUAAGGCAAAUCCGCAUCACAGCUUCUGUUUCUCAUGCUGAGGAAAUUUGUAAUGCAUUUAUACGAGUGCUGCGAUACUUUUGCAAUGCAUAUCGCCCCCCACGUGUUGAAAUUCUUCGACGACGAGGACAAGGGAAGCCUGAACUUGACGCAAGUUCGCGACUUUUUGCAAAUGAUGAAGGCGGCGGCCUUGUACGUCUGGGCCGUGAACAAAAACGCCUUUGAAGAUGUUGUUCCAGAAGGUGGAGCUCCUCCUGGAGCAUCUACAUCUUCGAAGAGCUCUUCAGCCCUGUGUCUGAACGAUGUAAUAGCGCAGUUGAAGGACCGCGAGGACAGCCUGGGUUUCCCGGAGGGAAUGCUUGUGGCGAUGAUCAAGGACCGGGACAAAACCGACCCGGGGAAAAGCUUGACGCGGCAGGAGUUUGACACGAUUCUGCUCGGUCGUCCGGACAAGGCGCUGCAGGCGCUGCGGGACCUUCAAUUGUGCCAAGGCGCGAACCUCGAAGAAAUGCUGAAGGGACUACCCGACGACAUCGCAGAUGACGCCGGUGUGGAGCCGUGGUUAUUCGAUGGCGACGACGAUGAUGAUUCAUUCGGAGGAGCUGGAGCGAUGUUGGUUGCCGCGAGUCCAGCUCCACCCGCAGGUGCGGCAGCGGCCGAGGCGGCAGAAAUGAAGAAACUGGCGGAGGAGCGAGCGAAGAAGGAGGCGGAGGAGAAGGCGAAACGAGAGGCCGAGGCGAAAGCGAAGCGCGAGGCGGCCGAGAAAGCGCGAGCGGAGUUGGAGAGGAAAAAAAAAGCCGCAGAGGAGGCCCAAAAGAAAGCCGUGGAAGCGGAAAAAAAAGCCGCCGAGGCGGCGCAGAAAGAGGCGGAAGCCGCCGCGAAGGUGGCCGCCGAGGCAAAGAAAAAGGCGGAAGCGGAGGUCCGGGCCAGUGAAGCGCGGAUUGCGAAGGCGCGGGAGGACGCCAAGCGCGCGGCGGAAGCGGAAGCGCAGGCAAAGGCCCAGCAGGCGGAGGCCGGGCGGGAGGCGCAGCGACGCAAGCAGGCCGAAGCGAGAAAAAGGUUGCAAGAGGAGGAGAGGAGGCAGUAUGAGCGGGAGAUCGCAGAGUAUUUGGAACGGAAGAGGAAGGAGGACGAGGCGGAGGCGGAAUACCAGGCGGAGAUCGCUGAGCUGCAAAGGAUUUAUGACGAGGAGCAGAAGCAAAAACAACAAGUGCAGCAGCAGCAGCAACAAGAAGCGCUGGAAGCAAAGAGGCGAGCGGAAAAGGAGGAGAGGGAGUAUCAGGCGGAAAUUGCUGAGCUGCAAAGGAUUUAUGACGAGGAGCAGAAGCAAAAAAAACAACUACAGCAGCAGCAACAACAAAAAGCGCUGGAAGCAAAAAGGCGAGCGGAAGAGGAGGAGAGGAAAUAUCAGGCGGAAAUUGCUGAGCUAGAAAGGCAAUAUCAGGAGGAGCAGACGAGGAAAAAAAAACAAGAACAACUACAGCAGCAGCAACAACAAAAAGCGCUGGAAGCAAAGAGGCGAGCGGAAGAGGAGGAGAGGAAAUAUCAGGCAGGGGUCGCUGAGUUGGAAAGGCGAUUUCAGGAGGAGCAGAGGAGAAAAAAUCAACUACAGCAGCAACAAAAAGCUGCUAGUGCUUCAUCUUCCUCCCCCGCGAAGCCACCGGCACAGCAGCCACAGAAGCCCGCACCCCGCCCCCCACCAGUCAACCCGAACGAGUGCAAGUCCGACCCGCACUUUCCGAUCAGCAGAAUAG